Molecule: messenger RNA, 1494 nt
Organism: Hemibagrus wyckioides
Lineage: Eukaryota; Metazoa; Chordata; Actinopteri; Siluriformes; Bagridae
Gene: tmem237b
Product: transmembrane protein 237b
Exons: 10
Coding region: 170-1420 (416 amino acids)
Biological process (GO): cilium assembly
Cellular component (GO): ciliary transition zone
Source: RefSeq, a predicted model, not a curated record
AGGAAACUGGUUCAUUUAUAUAACAAAUAAAAAAAACUUCAGGCCGUGUUGUUUUAAGAAAUCAGUCCCUUUAGGAUUUCAUGUUGAAAUCUACUACUUGAAUUGGUGAAAUUAGCUGAACACAUGUUGUCACACAGUUGUGCUAUUUAGUCUUAUCUGAAAUGUUCCCAUGACAGCAUAUGAAGACAUUUCAUCAACACUGCAAUUCAUUUCCAGCUUCAGAAAUAUAGUCCAUUAUCACAAUCCUGUGCUUUCUUCAUCUUCGCUGUUCUUCGACCCAGAUGAGAUGCCAGUUCCCAAGAAGAGAAAGAAGAAGAAAGUCAAGCAGGAGGAGAGCACAGACUUGGUCGAGGUUCCUAAAGGAGAUGGUGCGAUCGAGAUGGGAGGCCUGGCCAGUCCAAGGCUAUCGGAGAGCCGAGAGCGUUUAACUCCCGAACCUCCUGAAAACCAACCUCAGAGAAAGAAAAAGAAGAAGAAAGCCGAGGCAGUUGAUCAGGACGGCGAUCAUGCUAACCUGGUGCUGAACAGUGACCUGGCGGAUCAGAACUCGGACGAGGAAACGACCCGGAAAUUGAAGAAGAAGAAAAAGAAGUCCAAGCCUAAAGUGACCGAAACUGAGCUAAAUAAUGACCUGGACAUUGAAGAUGAUGACAUCAUCACCGGCACCCAGGCUCCGAUCCCCCAGCAUGCAUUGUUCUCCGCUCCUCAGGGUCAGAGUCAGCCUGUGGCCAAGGUGUUCAUUGAGAGAGGACGCCGUUUUCAGCCUGCUGAUCGCACACAGCAGCGUAGGACCAGCACUCAGAUGGAGCCCAACUUCAUGGAUGUCCAGUCCACAUGGACCACCCGAGACGUAUCCAUGAGAGUGCACCGCGGCUUCAGGGUGAUCGGUUUGUUCUCUCACGGCUUUCUAGCUGGUUUCGCCGUUUGGAACAUCAUCGUGCUGUACGUUUUGGCUGGAGAUCAGAUGAGCACUCUGCCCAACUUACUGCAGCAGUACUACACCCUGGCGUACCCCGCACAGUGCCUCUUUUACCUCCUCCUGACCCUUAGCACCGUUUCAGCCUUCGACAGAGUGAAUCUUGCCAGAGUUCCGACAGCCAUCAGGAGUUUCCUCACUCUUGAACCUGUGGCACUCGCCUCCUUCUUAUAUUUCUCAGCUCUGGUCCUGUCUCUAAGCCAGCAGAUGACUAGUGACCGUAUUAAUCUCCACAGCAGUGUGAACGCAUCACUAUGGGUGCCUGGCUCAGAACGUAGUGUGCUGUAUCCCUGGAUCAUAGUUCAUCUAGUGGUCACUCUGUUGGUGGGCUUGGCCUGGGUCCUAGUGUCUACGUCUCCAGAUGUGGAUUACACAGAAGAGUCCUUGAUGGCCAUGAAGAUAGAACAUCCCAAAGUGGAGGAGAAGGGUAGUGUCACUGCCUAAGUAGCAGCACCGGAUGAAAUGUUCCAUGGUUGUACUCAUUCUGCACAGUGUACAUUUGUAAAUAAAGUUUUUAG